CACCACUUAUCAUCCAUCCGCAAUCUCAAUCGUCAUGAGCCUGCUCGCCCUUCCUGCCCCGCCCAAAGGUGCCGACGACUCCAAGGUCCUCCUUGGGUUGGGUGGCUACCCGCACUUGAAGCGCGUGGAAAUCGCCGGUCGCUCUCUGCACAAGCGUGUGCGCAACGCGGCUCGUGGCCGCUCGCUGUCGAUGGAAAGCGUCGGCGACGACGCCAAGGUCGCGGCCAAGCUGCAAGAAGAAGCCAUCUUGGACAAGUACCGCAAGUCCAUCAAGGGCAAGCAGUUCCUGCAACUGACCAUGUACCAGCAGCUCGGCUUGACUGACGUGAUGUUUGACGCCACGCCCGAACAAAUCAAGAAGGCGUACCACCGCGUAUUGAUUGAGCACCACCCGGACAAGACCCUCAAGGAUGAAGACGAUCCCAACUAUUUGGCGGUGCAGAAGGCGUUCCACACGCUCACGGACGCACAGAAGAAGCGCGCGUACGACUCGCAGUGCGAGUUUGACGAAUGGAUUCCCCUGGGCACGGAAAAGAUCAAGACCGACGACGGCAAGGGCACUGUCGACUUUUACGCGCUGUACGGACCCGUGUUUGAGCGCAACGCGCGCUUCUCCGAGGUCAAGCCCGUGCCCCUCCUCGGCGACGACAGCACGCCGCUGGACGAUGUGACGGCGUUCUACAACUUUUGGUUCCAGUUCGACUCGUGGCGCGACUUCACCCACAACGCCGAGCACGACGUUGACAGCGCAGAACAUCGCGACGAGAAGCGCUUCCUGAUGAAGAAGAACGAAGCCGCCGCCAAGAAGCUCAAGAAGAAGGAGUACGCGCGUCUGGCGACGCUGGUCGACCGCGCGCAAGCCAACGACCCGCGCCUCCGCCGCGUCAAGCAGGCCGCCAAGGACAAGAAGGAGAGCGAAAAGCGCGCCAAGGAAGCGGCUGCCCAGGCCAUCAUCGACGCCGCCAAGAAGGCCGAAGCCGACGCCGCGGCGGCUAAGGCGGCGGCCGAGGAAGCCGAGAAGGCCUCUAAGAACGAAGCCAAGCAGGCCAAAGAAAAGCUCAAGAAGGCCUUCCGCAAGGUCAAGAAGCAGUUCCGCGAACUGCUGCAAACCGCCGCCGACGUCCGCGUGGACGAGUACGAAGUCGAGUUCUUGUGCGAGUCUCUUGAAUUCGACCAAGUGACUGCGUUGAACGAAGCGCUCGCCGCCAACCAAUCGGCUGGUGUUGAAGAAGUCGUCCAAGUGCUGACUGGCCUGCGCGGAGACAACUACAUGCAAAAGCAAGCUGCCAAGCGCGGUUAAGGCUAAUCUAACCAACGUGUGAUGACCUACUAAUGUGUCUGGUUGGCUUCAGCACUAACAACGUUAGCAAGUGUGUGUGAG
Molecule: messenger RNA, 1381 nt
Organism: Aphanomyces astaci
Lineage: Eukaryota; Oomycota; Saprolegniomycetes; Saprolegniales; Verrucalvaceae
Exons: 1
Coding region: 35-1300 (421 amino acids)
Biological process (GO): 'de novo' cotranslational protein folding; regulation of translational fidelity
Cellular component (GO): cytosol
Molecular function (GO): ribosome binding; Hsp70 protein binding
Source: RefSeq, a predicted model, not a curated record